Molecule: messenger RNA, 2544 nt
Organism: Contarinia nasturtii (swede midge)
Lineage: Eukaryota; Metazoa; Arthropoda; Insecta; Diptera; Cecidomyiidae
Gene: alphaSnap
Product: alpha-soluble NSF attachment protein
Exons: 5
Coding region: 155-1036 (293 amino acids)
Biological process (GO): SNARE complex disassembly; intracellular protein transport
Cellular component (GO): vacuolar membrane; SNARE complex
Molecular function (GO): soluble NSF attachment protein activity; syntaxin binding
Source: RefSeq, a predicted model, not a curated record
UUUUUUCAUCUUGUCGUAGUCAUACAACGCAGACAGAAACAAUAGAAAGUUAUUGUGACUCAGAGUAUAUUUCGCAAGUGAAAAAAAAAACAUUUUAUUUGCGUGUUAAAAUAUUGUGGAAAAGUUUGGAUAAAAGAAAAAAAUAAAUUAAAAAAUGGCAGAUAACGAGCAAAAAGCACUUCAGCUCGUGGCUGAGGCUGAGAAAAAGUUAACUGCUCCAAAUGGAUUCUUUGGAAAAUUGUUUGGUGGUGGUAACAAUCGUUUGGAAGAGGCUGUAGAAUGUUAUCAACGUGCAGCAAAUCUGUUCAAGAUGGGAAAAAAUUGGAACCAAGCUGGAAAGUGUUUUGUUGAAGCAGCCAAUUUGCAUGCGAGAGCAGGUAGCAAACAUGAUGCAGCCACCAAUUAUGUGGAUGCAUCGAAUUGCUACAAGAAAACUGAAAUACAAGAAUCGGUAAAUAGUUUGUUGAAAGCAAUUGAAAUUUAUACGGAUAUGGGUCGAUUUACAAUGGCUGCUAAACAUCAUCAAACCAUUGCCGAAUUGUAUGAAGGCGAAGCAAACGAUUUGCAACGUUCUGUUCAGCAUUAUGAACAAGCCGCUGACUACUUCAAAGGCGAAGAAUCGACCAGCUCAGCCAACAAGUGCAUGUUGAAAGUGGCCCAGUAUGCAGCUCAACUUGAAGACUACGAAAAAGCCAUUCAAAUCUAUGAAGAGGUUGCCAGUUCAUGUUUGGAUAGUUCGUUGCUUAAAUACAGCGCCAAGGAGUAUUUUUUCCGCGCUGCUCUGUGUCAUCUCAGUGUGGAUUUGUUAAAUGCUCAACAUGCUAUUGAAAAAUAUGCACAGCAGUAUCCAGCAUUCCAAGAUCAACGUGAAUACAAAUUAGUGAAGACACUUUGCGAACAUUUAGAAGAAUCAAACAUUGAAGGAUUCACAGACGCAAUCAAAGAUUACGACAGCAUUUCACGGCUUGAUCAAUGGUACACCACAAUUCUAUUGCGAAUCAAGAAGCAAUAUAAUGAAGAUCCAGAUUUGCGAUAAAUUCCCAACGACAACAUAAUAAAAUAUAUAUCUAUGAUUUCAUUCUUUGUCUUGAUCUGUGCAAUCACUUCAAAUACAAGUUGUACUAGGCGCGCAGUAAUUGCAACGCCAUUUAAACACAUUAUUAAUUACGUUUAAAACAGACAUGAUGAAUUAAUUAUCCAAAUGAUCAAGACAAAAACAAAAACAAGAAUCAUAGUCAGGUUAGUUUAAUUGGCGCAACCAAGCAUUGUGAAAAACCCAAGCAGGAUCUGAAAUGCAUGAAUCAAUAGAAGAUAAAUUCCGUUCACAUUUGCAAAGAAAAAUAAAGGAAAAUAAUUUACAAAACAAAGUAUAAUACCAUCAAUUCAGUAGACGGUUAUAAUAGUUCGUAAUACAUUAAAUAUAAUAACAAAAUCUUAAUUUUAUGAUGAAAUUUCGUUUAUUCAUUAGAGUAUCAGAAUGACCUGAUCAUGUUCAUAGACUUACGUUAUUUUCUCUUCGGUUUUUGUAAUUAUAUCUCUGUAUAAAAAUAUAUAAAUUUGUUGUUCAUAUUGGCUGAGUCAAUAUUAUGAAUUUGGGCAUUUUGUCAGUGACUGCAUUUCCAAAACCAUUUGACACAUUUUAUGACUGAAAGUCAUUACAAAUGCAAUCCAACGGAUUUUCUUGCGCACGCAAAACGCAUGGGCUCUUAAUUUAGUCUUCUAUUUUAUUUGUUUGUAAAUGAUUUUCACAUCAUAUAUAUAUACAUAUUAUACAUGCAAAAAAAAAAUAAUAAUAUAUCAUUUUCGACUAGAUAAAUUUCACGUAUGAAUUGUUUGUAUCCUUUUAACCAGAAAAAAAAAACAGUAACAAGCAAACAUAUAAACUAUAUUAAUUAUCAAUUAUGAUAUGAAGUUUAGCAAGUUUCAGAAAUUAGCUCAUAAAAUUCAUCUGCUCUCAGAGGCAAUCUUUUAUUGUAUUAUCUCUAUUUAAAAAAAAGAAAGAAUAAAAAAUAAAUCUAAACGUGAAAUAGUAUUUAAGCGUGCUAAUUUUGAAGCAGAAAACAAACAACAAAUGGAUUUGUACGAAGUACCGUCUAGUCAAUGCAUUGCACAUCAAUAACCAUGGUAUACAUUAACAUUAAUCUGUGCAUAGCUAGUGCAUAAAUACAAGUAAUAGCUUAUGAUGAUAAAAUAAAAUUGCAAUUACAUGUGUGUGGCGAUGCUUCUUCAGAAAAUAAGAAAAAAUCAAGUCCGUUUCAAUUUAUUUGAAAUAGAAAUAACCAAUUAAUCACGUGUGCAAUGCAAACAGAAUACCCACAUAUACUACAUUUUGUUCAUUUUGUUUCAAUGUGGUCCUGACUCAUUUGAGUUCUGGAUUUAUGAAAAUGUUAAUCAGGAAAUCAAUGACACACGAAAAAUUUCCAAAGCAAAUUCAUUGAAUAUAGAUCGUAAGGACAACGAAUUGAACACAUUUGCAAACAGACGACAGGCAUCGGAUGGUAUAAAAUAGGUUUAUUUGAAUAAAGAAACUUUCAUAACACUAAA